AAGAUUCUGUGCGGAAAGAGAACUCUCAUGGGAUUUAAGGCACCAUCACUAACUUUGCUUUUUGUUAUGUAGACAACACUUUUUUUGUUAAUUUCUCUUUCUGCACAGACUAGCAAACGAACGGACCAGUGAGAUCUCCAAAUAUUGGCGCCAUACUGAUUAUCAUUAUGGUAAUGCCUAGUUAUGUUCGACAAAUGUAAAUAAAGCCUACUAGAUUUUGCAAAGUUUAAAAACGGCGUUUGAAGAAUAUUUUUUAAAAGGAUGGAAAAUACGGAAAAUAACAUGGCGUUAUAUGAAAACGACCUGGAAUGUGAUGAUCAGGAAUAUAAGCACGAUUUCAUAACUAUACCGUGGGAUGACCGGUCUCGUAAGAGCAAAAUCAGUGUUGCACUGUUGCUGGCGAGUAUAUUAAUCGCUACAUUGGCCAUAGUAGCUAAUAACUUCAUCGUUCAUUAUAAAAACUUUGAUUCGAAAGCUUUAAGCGCGGAAACAAAUAUUAAUUGCAAUUUGGUUAAAGUAGAUACAUAUCAAUACGUUGCAAGGAUUCGUUCUGUCGUUAAUUUAGAACUUAUUUGCGUUGGAGCGGUUCUGUCACAGUCAUCAGUAUUGGCCAAUGAAUUAUGUUUAAGGUCGGGUCCGAUUCGGCUACAUUUGGGAAGUCCUACUGAUCCUCAAUGUAAAAAAGGUUUUCCCGUGGAUGUUUUCGAAGUGAUACCACACGACGGCGUCAUUACGAAGGCCCUAGUACUCUUAUCGAGCUUUGAAGAUCUGUCCCGAUGCGCUACUUACAUUAAAAUCGGAAAAAAUAUCAAUUUUAAAAAUAAAGCCCUAAUAAUAGGACGGCCAUUUCGUGGCGGGCGAUCGUUGUCACUUCAACUUGUGACAGUUGACAAUAUAGACAAUUCCACAGAUGUCGGCAAUUUCAAAUACGAUAGUGUGAUCUGUGUUAAGGACUUGGAUAAGUGUCCCGUGAGAGCUGGAGAUCUAUUAGUUCAAGAGGGAUUACUGUAUGGACUUGCGUCUACCAGUGUGAACGACAGAGGGCUAAAGCAAGCAGUGUGCUUUGCAAAUCUCACUCUAGUUUAUAAGGAAUUAAAAUUGCUUGAUGCGACAAUUGGAUAGAAUCAAUGGUGCAUUUACACAGAUUUUACAAUACUAUUAUUUCAUGUUUGUAUACGUUCUUACGAUAUUAUCAUUGACUACUGUAUUAUAGGUACAUAAUAAUUCGUUAUUAAAUUAUAAUAAUGUAUAUGAUAGGCUAUACAUACAUCAUAUGUUUUAAUUACAAUUUCCUAGUAAUUCCCAGAACACAAAUAGUUAAGACCUUAGGGAAUUACAAUAUCUUACAAUAACAACGUAUUUAGAUUUUAUGUGUAAAGAAAGGAAAGCAGACAAUUUUCAAAUUAUUUUUAGCUGCCAUAUGCUAUAUGGUAAUUUGUUACCCUUUUCUCUGUAUUUAAUGUAAAAUGCUUUGAUUAGAGUAACUAGAUAGAGCUUCAAUGUCUAUGAGCUGGACAAUACAUUAAAUAGAGUCUC
Molecule: messenger RNA, 1536 nt
Organism: Pieris napi
Lineage: Eukaryota; Metazoa; Arthropoda; Insecta; Lepidoptera; Pieridae
Exons: 2
Coding region: 262-1122 (286 amino acids)
Source: RefSeq, a predicted model, not a curated record